Didymosphaeria variabile is the source of this 1122-nucleotide messenger RNA. RefSeq lists its product as uncharacterized. Lineage: Eukaryota; Fungi; Ascomycota; Dothideomycetes; Pleosporales; Didymosphaeriaceae. The transcript is spliced from 3 exons. The record is from RefSeq and is a predicted model, not a curated record. The coding region runs from base 1 to 1122 and encodes 373 amino acids.
AUGGCCCACCAGGGGCUUAACCUGGCUCCAUCCUCAAGACAGGACAUUAUCAGCGCUUUGCUGAAUGACUAUGGCAGCUCGUUCGACGAUGGUAAUAAUUCGCCUUACAAGAUGUCGCCGGCACCAGCUUUCAAAGAACUUCCACCUUCGCCGCCGCCUGAAAGAGCAAGCGCACGGGAUUAUAGUAAUGAUAAAGCGUCUCAUGCAUUUCGAAAGAUGAACACACCCUUCCAACUUCGGGGUAAGCAAUAUCUCUGGCAUUUUGGUGGAGGUUACACGUGGCUUGGAUACACCAGCGUCGCCCGACUCACCCGAUGGGUCGAGCUCUUCAGAUGGUUCUCCAUCCAGAAUUGUAUCCAAACGCCUAAAGCGAAGAUCGGUACCACGCUCCUUGACAUUGACCCCGAGCUGCCCAGUGCUCCAAAGAUUGCUUCGCAGCCUGAAACGCAAAACCCAUUUACUGCGCCAGCAGACGAGAAGGACCUUCCUCCGCCACCCCCGGAGAAAUCUACGCGUCGACAGCAGUCGGCGAUGGGCAAUCAGAGCUCAACAGUGCGGUCUCCACGAAAGGAUUCGCUACAUUCGCAAGACGGUAAAGACGAUAUGGAACCGGUGAGGAGGAAACCCUUACCAAAAUUCACGUCUUUGGCGGAUUUAGGUAAUGGUCCUCGGGGUGGUAAAGGUGGACCUCUGCCUCAACCGCGCGCUCGAAAGCAAAGUUUGGAGGAUACGGAAGACGAUCGCGGAAGAACCAUGGUACGAAAUGAUGGUGCUGAAACGGUGCCUCGUGAAAAUGCACCUCCAAAGCUAAGAGAACAGCCUACUCCAAUGGUUGCCCCUCGAAUUGUCAAUCCUCUCCCACCAACACCCAAAGACGAGUCCGUCGCCGCGGCUCCGAUUCCAUCAAAGAAGCCGUUCGGAGGAAUGGGACUCCCAUCCAAUCCCAAGCAUAAGAAGGGCAAAAGCGACACAGGCUUCGACGUCUUGAAAAGCGCGACGUCACCGCGUGCGCCACAGCACCAACAGCAUCCAGCACCGCAAACCAUCACCCCUGGCCCCACUCCUCCCCAACCAAAACCGAAAACAUGCGAGAUGAGGGAAUUGUGGAUCAAACUGGGUUAA